Colletotrichum orchidophilum is the source of this 678-nucleotide messenger RNA. RefSeq lists its product as uncharacterized. The coding region runs from base 1 to 678 and encodes 225 amino acids. The record is from RefSeq and is a predicted model, not a curated record. Lineage: Eukaryota; Fungi; Ascomycota; Sordariomycetes; Glomerellales; Glomerellaceae. The transcript is spliced from 2 exons.
AUGAAGCCUUCAUCAUUUCUCUGCGCCCUUGGCAUCACGCAACUGAGCUUGGCGGCUCCCGUUCCGUCAACUAUCUCAGAUAUGGUGUCUGUCGUGAGGACCGAGGCACGCCGUCUAACGAGGGUAUCACGCGUGUCCUUACACCGCACACGGCCCUUGACUGCCGUCUAUGAUAGCGAAACCGAAUUCGAUAACGAGCCAGUAUCACCAUCCGAGGACAUGCCCCCGUCAGUCGUCCUCGCCGCACCCCGGCCGCUGACGACGGUCUACCUCCAGUCCCUGUCGAAGCACCCGGCAUCUCGUGGCAAAGACAGAGUGGUGGACGUGGUGGGCGACGGGACCCCCGAGAAAAUCACGCCAAUGUCGCUCAAGGACGGAUUGGCGGAGAUGCUGCCCACUAGUCUUUCGCAGUGCUGGGAACAUAUCUCCCGGCCGAUGACGCGAGUCUUUGAGCAGCAUCCCGAUCUCAUUGUCCUCGGCGCCGUCAUAGCUCUGGUUCUUGUCCUUUUGGUGCUGGAAUUUAUCGGUACUACCUUCCAAGGCGUACGCCAGCACUAUGACCCGCAAGGGGUGAUCCGCUUGGAGGUGGACGAGAAGGCGUUCAAGACACCAUCGUUUCGAUGUGACUCGGUACCUAUUUACGACGAGGAACAGGGUGCCGAGGAACCGAGACCGUGA